GUCACAUCCCGCUGUACGUACAGAGGCGGAAGCCGGUGCCAUGUUGAGGAAAUCAGUUCUGGGCGAAGUUCACUAACAAAAAAGGGGAUAAAAAUUAAAACAUAAUCAGAUUCCGGGGGUGAACAUGGAGUUUCCCGGCGGCAGCGACAACUACCUGACGAUCCCCGGGUCGGGCCAUCCCUUCCUCUCCUCCGCUGAGACCUUCCACACUCCCAGCCUCGGCGAUGAGGAGUUCGAGAUCCCCCCCAUCUCUUUGGACCCGGACUCGGCCCUCACCGUGUCCGAUGUGGUGUCCCAGUUCGGGGAGCUGUCGGACUCCGGGCCCUCCGACAGCGUGGUGGCCCCCGGGAACGCGGUGGUGGAGGGGGACGACCCCUCGUUCGCCUCCACCUUCGUGAACGCCGCCUCCCAGGGGCUGGAGCACCUGACCCUGGGCGUCAUGAACCAGUCGGGAGGAAGUGCUCUGCUGGGGUCAUCGCUGGGAAUGGAUCUCGGCCAUCCCAUCAGCUCCCAGUUCGGCAGCUCGUCCCCAGUGACCAUUGACGUCCCACUGGGGGACAUGAGCCAGGGCCUGCUGGGCUCCAACCAGCUGACCACCAUAGACCAGUCUGAGCUCAGCGCCCAGCUGGGGCUCGGACUGGGAGGAUGCAACAUACUGAAACGCUCCCACUCGCCCGAGCACCCGCUGUCGGCCACGGCGUCGCCCACCAGCUCGCUGCAGGACGACGACAUGGACGUCUUCAAACGAAGCGUCCUGGUGGAGUCUCCGGUGUCCAUGGCCGUCUCCUCUGGGGUCAUCUCCCUCGACCCCUCCAUGUCCGAUUCGUCGUUCUUCACGCAGACCACGUCUCCAGCCUUCCUUCAGAAAACAGGAAGAGCAGUAGUGAAGCUGGAGAAGAUUCCGAAAGACCCCAACAAGCCUCAGAAACCGGUUUCGGCGUAUGCCUUGUUCUUCAGGGACACGCAGGCGGCGAUUAAAGGACAAAAUCCCAACGCUACGUUUGGAGAAGUCUCUAAGAUCGUGGCGUCCAUGUGGGACAGCCUGGGGGAGGAGCAGAAACAGGUUUACAAGAGGAAGAACGAAGCAGCAAAGAGGGAUUACUUGAAAGCGCUGGCGGAGUACAAAGCCGGCCACAGUUCUCAGGCUCCCAUCGAAGUCAUGGACACCGCCCCCUCGCCUCCACCUCCAGCUCCGUCAGCCGCGCCUGCCCUCGCCCUUCGCUCCACCAGGUCCCAGCAGUACAACCCAGAGGAGAACACCAUCACCAACAUCUGCACCUCCAACAUCAUCCUGGACCUGCCGCAGGUCACCACGCGCUCCCGCACCGGCGCCAACAAACCCCAACCUCCGCCUGCCGCCCCGAACCCCCCCACCGUCACAAAGAUCAUCAUCAAACAGACGCAGUUGCCCUCCGGCGCCGUAUCGGUCACGGCGACGGCUGCCUCGUCGCCUCGCCAGCCGCCUCCUCUGCAGCAGAUGCAGAGCACGCCGCCCCCGCCUCGGCUGCAGCAGAUGGUCCACGCCCAGGCUCCUCCCCCUCUGCAGGCCAAGCCGCGAGGCGGGGGUGCAGCGGCGGCGGCCACUGCUCCUCCACCGCUUCAGAUUAAGGUCGUCCCAUCGUUGCGACAGUCGGAUUCAAUCACACCAAUGAUUAUGACGGCGGGGGGGGAAACGCCUACGUCCCCGACACUGAUGAUGGAGCUGGGACAGUCGGCUGCAGUGGUGACAGGACGAGAGGAAGCGGCAGAUGUGGAAGAAGGGAUGGAGGUGGAGGUGAACGUUGCCCCCGGCCCAAGCCUGACUCCGGCCUCCAGUCCCGACAUGUGCCAGCGAGCCGGCUGCACCAACCCGGCUGUGGAGAGCACCGACUGGGACAAGGAUUACUGUAGCAACGAGUGUGUCGCCACGCACUGCAGGGACGUGUUCAUGGCCUGGUGUGCGAUCCGAGGGCGGAGCUUCACCACCGUCACAUAGGGGGAGGCCCAGCUGACGUCACAGUGAUGCACAGAGACAAAGACAAAGAUGAUACAUGAAAUGCAAAUGAACAGAGGAAUAACUGAAUGAGUGGAUGAAAGCCAGAUCGGGCUCAGGUACCUGCGGUGGUGUUUUUUGUUGUUUUCCCAUCGUGUCCCGUCAGAUGGGAGAACAAACAGGAAGUGGUUUUCAAAGUGUUAUGAUGAACUCUCCUGAACGACUUCAGCUGAAUUUUUUUUUUUUAAAUACAUCAGUCGGGACUGACGGCUCAUAAUGAGAUGAAUGGAUAAUUUAAUAAUAUGGAUGGACACAGAAAGAGAGACUCUGCUCUGCUGCUCCGGUCUAUUGAUCAUGUGUUGUGAAUUUAAAAUAUGGACUUGAGGAAAGAAAAAUCUAACAUUUUAUAUGUGCUUAUUGUGUUUUUAAUUAUUUUGAAAAAGGUAAAAAGUGCAGGAAGGAAAUUGUGAUCCUGCAAAUGUGUUUCAGUUUAUUAUAUUGAUUUAAAGAAAUUCUUUACUGUCACACUGGGGGCAUUUUUUAUUCAGUUAUUUAUGGGGCGUUUCUGCGUUGACGGGCCGGAGGAUUCUACUCAGUCCAGAUUUGAACAACCAACAAGUGGGCCAAGCACAAACCGUCUUAAAGCUGAUCUGGAGUCGGACAAUGGGGUAAAAAAUAGUAAUUUUGAGUCAAAAACUGUGUCACCUUUAAAAGCCACGAUGGUGGAAACUGGAAACUUUUAAAAAACAGGUGCUAAGAUUCAGGGACAGAAAUCCCACCGAGGUUCUGUGUGCUCCUCCGCUGCUGAAACACCCGGUGAAGAGGGGUUUUACUCAUGUGGUGCUUCUUUUGUGUUAUGAGGAACAUUUGUGGUGGAAAAAAAUAUCAAUAUUGGAGUGAAACGAACACACACCAGCUCUGACAACACUACUUCCUGUGAGAGGAAAGGGAAUAAGAGGAGAAGCUCUUUGAACAUGACGAAGAACAAACUGUUCCCAGAUGAAAUGAUGCAGAAUCUGGUUUAUUGUAGAUAUCCUGGGAAUGUUAUCAAUGGUGAAAUAAAAUAUUUUAUGUUUUAAUAUA
Pleuronectes platessa (European plaice) is the source of this 3055-nucleotide messenger RNA. RefSeq names its product TOX high mobility group box family member 4 b (gene tox4b). Gene Ontology annotation, biological process: regulation of transcription by RNA polymerase II. The transcript has 9 exons. NCBI's taxonomy places the organism in Eukaryota, Metazoa, Chordata, Actinopteri, Pleuronectiformes, Pleuronectidae. The record is from RefSeq and is a predicted model, not a curated record. Gene Ontology annotation, molecular function: chromatin DNA binding. Gene Ontology annotation, cellular component: nucleus. Bases 125 to 1975 code for a protein of 616 amino acids.